Cotesia congregata is the source of this 2535-nucleotide messenger RNA. NCBI's taxonomy places the organism in Eukaryota, Metazoa, Arthropoda, Insecta, Hymenoptera, Braconidae. The record is from the annotation of a GenBank genome assembly.
AUGAGUAAAAUAUUAUCAUUGAGAUUAUUAAAUUCAUCAGUUGUAAAUAAUAAUUUUUUUUAUAAAAAUAUAAUGACAAGUUCAGCAGUGAGAGCUAAAAAGCUCCUCGAGGGAUUAAAAGACAAUCCUUAUUUCGACAAGUAUGCUGGAGCUAUUGCCAAGUUGCAGCAAACAAAUCCAGAUGAAUUUAUAUCGAGAAUUGAAGAAACUGAAAAAAAGAAACGUCCAUCAAAGUCAAAGGAAUCAGCAGCAAAGAUUAAUAAAGAAGCAAGUGCCAAGCCGUCACUGUCAUCGGAUUUAAAACAAACCAAGGUGUCACGUUUGUCGGACGUUAUGAAGCUGGAGUUACUUGAGGACAAAGGCAAGCAGGAAAUUACAGAUAUCUGGUUAAAUUAUCACAAACAAAAGGACUGUAUUUGUGGGGUAAUGGAGCCAGAAACAUUUGACUUAAUGUUUGAAAGAGGAUCCCAGUAUCCGACAUUUAUUUUACCAUUGCCGCGUGAAAACGGCUACGAGUUUAUUUUAAGUCAAUUUUCUGGAAAUGAAAUUCACAUGACACCCUUGCUUUGGUAUCAAACUCACCAAGAAAAUGCUCCCGAGUGUUUGACUAUUGUACACUACACCGAUUUACGUGAUUAUAAAGGAAUAGUAUUGAUGAAGGGUGAAUUUGACAGUAAAACCAUCAACGUACAGGAGGCACAGUGUCUCGCAAAUGAAUUACAACUGUAUUACGCUAAAGACAAUCCCGAACGUUUAAAAUUACUCGAGACAUUUACUAAACACCCUGAUCAAUUUAAACACAUGGAUUUAGUUAAACAACAAGUAUUUUAUUAUCAUCAUUAUUAUUAUUCCUUUACAGCAAGUAAAUUAAUGACUCCACUGAUGAGAUCGGUGUCCAAUAAUAAAUCAUGGAUCAAUAAAACAUUCACGAGGACAUAUGUUGAUUAUCGCCCGAAAAAUGUUUAUCUAACAACUCCUAUAUUCUACGUAAACGCUGGACCACACAUUGGACAUCUUUACACAGCUAGUCUGGCAGAUGCAUUAGCACGGUACAACAGAAUGUUGGGACAUCAGGUGUUUUUGAGUACUGGAACCGACGAACACGGCAAUAAAGUUUCUGAUGCUGCGAAUGCUAAUAAUUUAUCUCCUCAAAAUUAUACAGACAAAAUAUCUGGAUUAUUUAAAGAUAUGUGUGAUAAUUUUGAUAUUUCAUACUCGAAUUUUAUACGGACGACAGACUUGAGGCAUCAUCAAGCUGUUAAUCAUUUUUGGACUACGCUUAAAGAAAAUGGGCACUUGUACUUGGGAAAAUAUUCCGGGUGGUACUGCGUAUCCGACGAAGCUUUUGUUCCAGAGUCCGAGUUGUUGGAAAAAGUAUCAAACGGUAAAACAAUAAAAGUAUCUGCGGCCUCGGGUAAUCUCGUUCAAUGGAUGGAAGAAGAUAAUUAUAAAUUUAAACUUAGUUCAAUGCAGGAUGAUCUCAAGUACUGGUUAAAAAAUGUCAAGGCUGUUGAACCAAUAAAAUUUCACAAAAUUUUGACGUCCUGGAUCGAGGAAGGAAGUUGUUUAGAGGACUUGAGUGUUUCUCGACCAGUCUCAAGAGCACCCUGGGGCAUUAAAGUCCCCAACGAUAAUUCUCAUACAAUUUACGUUUGGUUAGACGCACUAGUUAGCUACUUAACUUCACUAGGUUAUCCAAAAAAUCAAGAGUUUGCUAAAUUUUGGCCACCAACAGUCCAAAUAAUUGGAAAAGACAUUUUAAAAUUCCACGGCGUGUAUUGGCCAGCAUUCAGCAUGGCAGCUGGUUUAGACCCACCGAGAACUCUCCUCUGUCACUCUCACUGGACAGUUGAUGAUGAAAAAAUCUCCAAAUCAAAAGGAAAUGUCGUGUCACCUUCAGAGGCUGCUAAUAAAUUAUUUACUGCUGACGGGUUGAGAUAUUUUCUUCUACGAGAAGCUGUACCACACAGUGAUGCAAACUACAGUGAGGAUAAAAUAAGAAAGAUAUUAAACGCUGAAUUGGCAGACACACUAGGAAAUUUAGUGAGCAGGUGUAUGGGAAAAGCAUUGAAUCCUGGUAAAAUAAUUCCCGAGCCUUGUGUGCGUCACGCAGAAACACUUGGCUCGGAUGAAGCAUUAAAAUUAGUAGAAAGUCUUGAAAAUCUAUCUUCAGUAGCUCACAAUCAUUACAACAAUUUUAAUCUUCAUUCAGUUGUUGACACUGUUAUGCAGUCAUUAUUUUUGGCUAAUAAAAUGAUUGAUCACGACAAACCGUGGACGCUGGCAAAACAGACUGAUAAUCCAGAAGCUCAAAAGAAACUCGAGAGUGUAUUAGCUCUCGGUCUUGAAGCUGCUAGACUCGGAUCAUUAAUUUUAACGCCAAUUAUUCCGCAAUUAACAUCUCACCUUCUUGAUUUCCUAAAUGUACCUUCCAAUGCACGAAUGUGGGAUAAUACUAAGUAUUUAAAUACUGGCCGGAAUGACCAAAUAAAUACACCAAAGCAAGAUUACGCGUUCUUUAAAAAAUUACGAUAG